Molecule: messenger RNA, 2079 nt
Organism: Penicillium lagena
Lineage: Eukaryota; Fungi; Ascomycota; Eurotiomycetes; Eurotiales; Aspergillaceae
Product: citrin
Exons: 3
Coding region: 1-2079 (692 amino acids)
Biological process (GO): aspartate transmembrane transport; malate-aspartate shuttle; L-glutamate transmembrane transport
Molecular function (GO): L-aspartate transmembrane transporter activity; calcium ion binding; L-glutamate transmembrane transporter activity
Source: RefSeq, a predicted model, not a curated record
AUGAGUAGUGUCAAGGAAUCCGUCAAGGAGAAGCUGGUCGGCUCCACGACUGAGCCUUACCAGCUGUCCCACCAGGCCCGCUCCAAUUUCAUGCGCCAUGCCCGGAAAGAUGAGAAUGGCGAUCUGUACAUGGGCAAGGAGGACUUUAUCGAUGCCAUUGCUCCCAAGCAAGAGGACUACCACAAAAUCAAGCGCGACCAGUAUGCCAUCCUGUUCAGCGUCGCCGACCGCCGGAGGACUGGCAAGCUCAACCUCGCCGACUGGGCCACCUUCGAGAACCUCCUGGCGAAGCCCGAUGCCGAGUACGAGAUCGCCUUCCGCCUAUUCGACCUCGAUGGGAGCGGCUCCGUGAAGUGGGAUACCGUGCAAGGUCUGUACAAUUUGAGCAAGAGCUCCGACAGCAUCCCCUUCGACUGGAAUUCCGAAUGGGCCUCGCUGUAUACCGGCCGCACCAAGUCUCGGCACGACAUGACCUACCCUCAAUUCUCCCAGAUGCUGCGCGGGCUUCAGGGUGAGCGCAUUCGGCAAGCCUUCCACAUCUUCGAUAAGGAUGGAGAUGGCUAUAUCGAGCCCGAGGACUUUCAGCGCAUCAUCCUGGAGACCUCCCAACACAAGCUGUCGGACCAUGUGUUGGAGAAUCUGCCCACGCUGUGCAACAUCUCGACCAGCAACAAGAUCUCCUAUGCCAACGUUCGUGCCUUCCAGAACGUCAUGCGCGAAAUGGACCUCAUCGACCUGAUUGUGCGUGAAGCCACCGUGAAGAGCGGUGACGGCAAGAUCACUCGCUCGGACUUUCUCAAUGAGGCCGCUCGCGCGACCCGCUUCUCUCUGUUCACCCCCAUGGAGGCCGAUAUCCUAUUUCAUUUCGCCGGUCUGGAUGCGCCGUCCGGAAGACUGUCUCUGAAUGACUUCGCCAAGGUUAUUGAUGCAUCGUGGCGCAUCCCCGUCGCCGCUGCGGGCCAGGCCGGACACGAGGUCGCGACCAAGACCAAGUCGUUCCUUCACGGCUUGCUGGAAUCGGCACACCACUUUGCCCUGGGCAGUGUGGCGGGUGCUUUCGGUGCUUUUAUGGUCUACCCGAUCGAUUUGGUUAAGACCCGGAUGCAAAACCAGCGUUCCACCCGGGUUGGCGAGCGACUGUACAACAACUCCCUUGAUUGCGCCAGGAAGGUUAUUCGGAACGAGGGUUUCACUGGGUUGUAUUCUGGAGUGAUCCCGCAGCUGAUUGGUGUAGCGCCUGAGAAAGCCAUCAAGCUGACGGUCAACGAUCUGGUUCGGGGCGCUCUUACGGACAAGGACACCAAUAGGAUCUGGUAUCCCUCGGAAAUCCUUGCCGGUGGUACUGCAGGAGCGUGUCAAGUGGUCUUCACCAACCCCCUUGAGAUUGUCAAGAUUCGUCUGCAGGUGCAGGGCGAGAUUGCAAAGAAUGUCGAGGGUGCUCCUCGCCGGUCAGCCCUGUGGAUCGUGAAGAACCUGGGUUUGAUGGGCUUGUACAAGGGAGCUAGCGCUUGUCUCCUGCGUGACGUGCCUUUCUCCGCCAUCUACUUCCCUACCUACUCGCAUCUGAAGACGGGUAUGUUCGGCGAGUCCCCCACGCACAAGCUCGGUGUUAUCCAGCUUUUGACUGCUGGUGCCAUCGCCGGUAUGCCGGCUGCCUACCUGACCACCCCGUGCGAUGUGAUCAAGACCCGUCUGCAAGUCGAGGCCCGCAAGGGCGAGACCAAAUACACCGGCCUGCGCCACUGCGCCACCACCGUGUGGAAGGAAGAAGGUAUCAAGGCCUUCUUCAAGGGCGGUCCUGCCCGUAUCAUGCGUUCCUCGCCUCAGUUCGGCUUCACUCUCGCCGCAUACGAGGUUCUGCAGAAGGCACUGCCCCUGCCGGGCGCCGAGGAAGACCUGACCCCCAGCGGAAACCUCGAGCCUGGUGUCGGCAUGCAGCAGGCCAAGGCUCCUCUACCUUACCUACGGUCUCGGAACGCGCUCAAGCUCAUCCUCGAUCUGGAACCAAACCUUGGCCGAGUGCAGGUCCCUCGCGUUGAGAACUGGCCCAAGUUCCUGCAGAGCAGUUCCAAACAGUGA